Suillus bovinus is the source of this 2875-nucleotide messenger RNA. RefSeq lists its product as uncharacterized. Lineage: Eukaryota; Fungi; Basidiomycota; Agaricomycetes; Boletales; Suillaceae. The record is from RefSeq and is a predicted model, not a curated record. The transcript is spliced from 2 exons. Bases 78 to 2474 code for a protein of 798 amino acids.
GUUCAAUUAUCCUAAAUUUCAACUGUGACCGAAGGACUCUCGUCGUCGUCCGAGACGGCGACCACGCCACCUUCACCAUGGCCUCCCAGAUCGCUUCAUCGCACUCGAUUUCUAACACCGCAUCCUCCACGUCUUUAUCGCCCAGUCUCGCCAAUCUCAACGCCCUAUCCUCUCCAAAGCCUGCUCAGCAGCGGCGCAUGACAGUUUCGGCCCUACCACCUCCAACAUCAUUGAAUUUGCCCGAACCUGUCUAUGGACAUCCGGGGCAUGCCCCAGCAUCACCCCGGCGACCACCAUCGCCCCUUCGUAAUGAAUUCACCCACAGAAGAUCGUCAAAUGAAAGCCAUUCCGGAGAUGAUUAUGAUGACGAAGAUGAAGAUGAAGACCAAGAUAUCACGUGGCCACGCAGCCGUUCCCCUACUUCCACCUCAGUCACUCAGUUCGCUGCAAACCUCGCAAACCGUGUUAAUUCCUUCAUCAGUCCUUCGAUAACAGGCAGACCUCUCCCGUCUGAUGAAGAAUUAGAAGCUGAAGCUCAGAGAGAGCGCGACAGAAGUCGACGAGAAGCCGAACGUAUACUCACACGAGAAGCAGAAGAAAGGCGAGCCAUGGAGGAACGUCUCCUCUCUAUGAUGAAUAGUUCUCCACAAUCACUCCCCCCUCCUCGAAGUAGGUCACAGACGUUGCCAAAUCCUCCAUCUCCUGCGCACUCUCAGAAGGACAGUAGCCCCAGUUGGUGGACAGCCGCCAAAGCACGCUUGACUCCUACAAAAGACAAAGAACAACUCACACCAGCCCAGCAAGUCAUAGAAGAAACUAAGGCUCGUGAAAAGGAAAUGAAGAGUGUUAAAGGAAAGGACAACGAAUGGCCUGCCUGUUCUGCCAGUAAAUACACCAACCCCGCUUAUCUCAACUUGAAGAUACCCCCAGGUGGCCCUCCCCCUCGCACGUCGUCUCCUACCUCCCCGACUCCAAUUCGAACAUCUGUCAACCUGUCUCCUGCGCGUGUCACACAAAUUCCUAUAAAUCUCUCACCCGCCUCGAUUCAGAGAGGGACCUCUCCAGGCGGUUCGCCCGCACGUGAACCACCUCCACUUUACGCCUCGUUCACACCCUCAGGUACUCUGGAUAUACCAGGUACACUGCUAUUAAUUGCGAAGCGUUUCGAGAAGCUUGAGAGAUGGAGCGUCACCCACGUGCGUGCACUCGAAGAACGCAUGGGUGAUGUCGAGCGCUGGCUGGUCGAUAAGGAAAAUCAAUGGGGAAAAGAGGGGCAGUCUUCCAACAACGACAAACUCUCUCCGAAAUUUGAAUUGACUGCUAUUCAAGGAGACGUAACUGAGCUACAGUCACGCGUGUCGGAGCUUGGCCGAGAGAUGGCUCGCCUUGCGACAUCACCUGCCGUUCUCUCUUCUAACAGCGCCAUCCGUAGCUCCCCAGUCAUGAGCACUACUCCUCCGAUGGAGUCGUCUAUGGUCAGCCCUCGUGAAUCCACCUUUUCUAGCGCAGCGGAUACCACAAUCUCUGAAUUCUCAUCCUCCAAUACUGCUUCGGCUCUAGAAAAUAUUUGUAGUUUCUCCACUCCCCGCCGAGUACCGUCCCUUACAGCUCGCGAGUCGACGAGUCCACCCCUCGCUCGGGUAUCUACCCGUCAUGCACCGUCAGCGAGCAGGACACGUCUUCCAUAUCCAACGGGCGACUACACCAGCCCGGGAGAACUAAUAUCCCCACCUCACACUCCAGCCAGUUCGCCUCCACCACCGGCACGUCCUGCCUCGAUGGUAAUUUCCGGGUUACCAGCUUUGUCCAGUCCGCUGGAACUUCCCGCCGCAAAUACUCCGCCUGUCCGCGCACCAUCUCCUAGUCUGAGUGGCUUGCCAGCUCCCAGCAUGCACAGCCCCCAUCGAGGCAGCGUGAGUCCUUCGCCUAUGCAAGCAGGGCGUAAGCGAUACACUGUCGCCCUUGGUGGACCCAUCGUAGCGCCCCCUGAAGUCGAACUUGACUACGGGAGCGAACGUUCGGGCCUUGGCACGGCGUCUUUUUCCUCUACAACAGAGAGCAGUGACGACGACGACGAAGAUUACCAAAAUGCCAUAGACGAGACGUUAGGGAAGAAAUCUGCGUUCCGUGCGAUGACUGCUGCCAAACUCGGUAGCGGUGAUUUAGCGAGCACUGCACCUGCUAACAACAGCCCGGGUAACCGUACGCGCGCGCAGUCCACAUAUAGUGGGUCCUCGAAUCCAUUGCAGAGUAACCAAGCGGUGUCUGCGCAGUCAACGCACCGUUUCCGAUCGCAGUCCAUUGACUUCCGGUCAGAUAGCACUUUUGGUGGCGAUCAAGCCAAUAAAUUUGUAGAUCCACUUGUUCUACGACGGGAGAAGACAGGGAAGGGUAAAGAGAAGCCUCUGGUGAGGCCAGGAAAGAAGGUUCCUGUAGGACAGCUCGUUGCGUUCUUCGAUUCGGAACGUCGUUGAGUGUGUAUGCUGUAUCUUUGCGAUAAUGUUUGGGUUUCACGAUUUCAUCUCACGACCUUCUAAAUUUACAUGCUGACUUGAUCUCAGAUUUAUUUCAUGACCAUAUACCACACAGUAAUGGUUGGUUUUCGUUCGUGUAUCUUUGAUUGUUGCUAUCAUUGCUUUUCAGCUAAAGGCUUCCUGCUAUUACAGAAAGAUAUUACAUGUGUGCUUGCUUCGUUAGUACGAUGCCUUAUCCUCGUGUUGUCACGCAUAAUAGCUGUUCGUCGUAACCGAACGUAGUAUUUUGGGACCAGGUUGUGGGUGUGGGCAAGAGUAUGUGCACCGCAAUACCAUGAUGUCUUCACGCUGUAAGCAAAGAAGGUUUCAAUGGCACAUGGACGAAGUAAUGAUUCAAGAAA